CCAAUUAAGUUUUAAAACCAUCCUCAUCACAGAUAGAACACUUGGAAAAUUCUGUUAAGGUUUAACGGCAAUGUUCUAUAUCUUCCUUGGAGGAAAUUAAGCAGAAUAAAUAGGCUUAGCUGUGCUUAUACUUAAUUGCUGAGCCACUUUUGGAAUUUGCAGAGCAUUUAACAAAUUUUCUGCCUUUAUUCUGUCCAUUUCAUUAUUGUUAAUAGAUAGUUAUUACAUUUAAGCACUACUAGGAGUUAAUAAGAUCAAAAGGGAUUUUUUUUAGUGUAUUAGAUGUUACAUAUCUUGAAGAAAAUGGUUAAAUAAACUAAACCUAACAUUUUUUCAUUAUAUAUAUGACCCUUGAAGUUCUUAUAUUAAAUUUUAAAUGUGUUACAAAUCAAAUUUAUCUAUCUUUCAUUUUUCCAGAAUGGCACAGAGAAGACAUAAAAGAGUAAGAACAUGGACUCGUCACAUAAGCAUUUUUAAUAAAGAUUACAUCUUUGUACCUGUAAAUGAGUCGUCUCACUGGUAUCUUGCAGUCAUUUGUUUUCCAUGGUUAGAAGAAGCUGUGUAUGAAGAUUUUCCACAAACUGUAUCCCAGCAGGCCCAGGCUCAGCAUUCCCAACAUGACAGCAAAACAAUAGAUAAUGACCUGCAUACUCCUUCAACACUAUCUUUGAGUACAGAGGAUUCCCAAAGUACCGAGACGAAUGUGUCAGUACCAAAGAAAAUGUGUAAAAGGCCAUGUAUUCUCAUUCUAGACUCCUUGAAAGCUGCUUCUAUACAAAACACCGUUCAGAAUUUACGAGAGUAUUUAGAGGUAGAGUGGGAAGUUAAGCAUAAAACUCAUCGUGAAUUCAGCAAAACAAACAUGGUGGACCUAUGCCCUAAAGUUCCUAAACAGGACAACAGCAGUGAUUGUGGAGUAUAUUUACUACAAUAUGUGGAAAGCUUCCUCAAGGAUCCUAUUGUUAACUUUGAACUUCCAAUUCAUUUGGAGAAAUGGUUUCCUCGUCAUGUAAUAAAGACCAAACGGGAAGAUAUUCGAGAGCUCAUUUUGAAACUUCAUUUACAGCAACAGAAGGGCAGCAGUAGCUAGUUAAUCUGUACAAACAUGACACAGAUGUUCUCUAAGAUUACUGGAAAGCCUCUUACCAGCAUUUGUGUUAGCCAGCUCACAGAGAAGAAAAUAACUUGCAGGAGUUUUAUAAGUCAUUGGACAUAUUUAAAAUAUAUGAGAUAUAUUACUAGAAUUGUUGGGAUCUCAUAGAUAGUAUGGGAAUGGAGGUGAUAUAGGUAAACUUAUUAGAUAGAAAUUAAAAUUUCAUAAAUAUUUCAUAUUUUUCUGAGUUAAUAUGCUUGGAUUAUGCAGUAGCAUAUGUAAUGUGGGAAUGUUUUUGUAGAUGAUAAAACUAUGUGAUCUGUUCUUCCACAUGACUGGGUGUUGAGGGGAGUUAGGUCCUCCCUGGUGCCAGCCCCAGUGCUUGUCAGAUUUGUUGACAAGUCACAUCAUAUUGUAAUCCUAUUCUUUGCAGCUCAAGCAUGCAGUAUGAAUACUGUGUAUUUUUUUUUAAUAAAGAAUUUAGUAUUGAGGCUUCAGAAAAUGCCAUUUACGGCAUCACUUCUGUAUGGUGUAAAAAAAAAAGACAUUCAUAAUGUUAGGAAGAUGGUAAAAAUUCAUUCUUUUAAAGUUCAGCUUAUUAUCCUUAAUUGAUAAAUGCAAUCACUCUGCUCUAAUUUUUUUCCAUUUCUUUUGAUAUCAUGUGGGGUUGUGAGAGUUUAGUUCAUUUGUUUAGGGUACAAUUUGGAAAAAAAAUUUUAACUGUUUAAAAUAGAUUUUUAAAAAUUGUACAUGUAGCUCAACUUAGUUUGAGGUAUAGCUGUAUAAAUAUUCACUCUUAUGUUAUCCCAGAAUAUAUGUACACAGUUCCUAUAAUAUAGAAAAUAAAACUGAUGUCCUCAUAACUUUAACAAAAAACCCUCUCAAAGUCCUAUUUAUUGAUUGCUAGAACUAAAUAUAUAAUUUUAUAGCUCAGUUUGCCCUGUAUUCAUCUGUAAAGCCAGAUUGCUCUCAUUGCUUUUAUAUUUUUAAAUUGUAGUUUUUGGAGACCUAUGAUCCUCAUGGAGCUUAAUUUUUUAUUAAAUAUUCAGGUAACAGUUCUGAAUUCAUGUGAUAAUGAUGGUAUUAUAUAACACUUCAGAACCUUCUAAUGUUAAAUAUUUUGAGGGGGAUAUGAUUAUAUUGUAUUUUCUCAGAAAAGAAAAAUGCUUUUUAACAAUAUCAUUUUAAUCUCUUGUUUUAAGCAUCUCUUUGGAUUUAUGUUGUAACUGUAUGUAAAGCAAUGAAGCAAAAGGCAAUUUAAGACAAAACUAAAAAGUCUGAACAUUUUAUUUCAAAUCGUGUGAAUUGAGGUUGUCGGUUAAACCUUAGUGUCCUUUUGUUGAUUUUUGUCAUCAUCUUUAUAUUUAAAGAUGUUUGUCUUUUGGAGAUUUCAUAUAAAGAUGAUAUAAUUAAUAUUUCAUUCCCAAUUUGUGUGUUGGGGGAAGCUUUCUAAGGUGUCUUACUUAUUUUGUACAUCUAAUUUUAGGAAAGCAAGUAUAUGAGACAUCUUGUGAUUUCUUAAUUUUUUUGUUUGUAUGUUUUUCAAAGAUACCACUGUCUUUUAUCAUGUUUUUAAGAUUGUUUAAAAUUCAUUUCCUAAAUUUAUGUGCAAAUAAUGCUUUGAGGAUAUCAACAUUUUAUAUUAAAUAUAUUUCCAAUUCAUUAAA
Messenger RNA from Carlito syrichta (Philippine tarsier), 2760 nucleotides. Its product is annotated as sentrin-specific protease 7-like. The record is from RefSeq and is a predicted model, not a curated record. The transcript has 7 exons. Gene Ontology annotation, cellular component: cytoplasm; nucleus. Gene Ontology annotation, biological process: protein desumoylation. Bases 377 to 1090 code for a protein of 237 amino acids. NCBI's taxonomy places the organism in Eukaryota, Metazoa, Chordata, Mammalia, Primates, Tarsiidae. Gene Ontology annotation, molecular function: SUMO-specific endopeptidase activity.